CCAAAAGGCACACUUACAAACAAAAGUAAAAUGUAAUUUUCACCGAAAUGGUUCUAAAACAUGUUUGUCAUGUGAUAAAGGGCGUCAGAGAGGAGGAACCUGGCUGUACCUUAUAGUCAGUUGUCUGAUCCGUUAGGAAAAAGUCACCAUGAAGGUAUUAGUGAUCCUCCUGGCUCUCUCUCUCCUUCAGGUCUGCUCUGCUGUCCCCAUCGGCCGCCCCACCAACUGGCUCAGAGAAUGCCGUGCCACCACCAACCUCUCUGUCCCAGCACUGGAGGUGCUGCCGGGCGGAGGCUGGGACAAUCUCCGAAACAUGGAUACAGGUCGAGUCAUGAACAUCAGCUACUUCCAGUGCCAAACCACCGAGGACGGGCUCUACCUAAUCCCAGAUGAGGUGUUUGUCAUCCCCCACAAGGAGACGGGUGUGGAGACCAGCUCAGAGAUCAUCAGCUCCUGGCUGGAGCAGAAGAGCUCUACAUCUCACAGCAUUAAUGCAGAAAUGUCUUUCAUAUCUGUGCUAAAUGGAAAAUUCUCAAAAGAGAACCAAAGGAUGAAAACCCACCAGGUCAAAGAUUCUUCAACAACAACCAGAAUACAAGUUCGUAACUUCAUCUACACAGUAAAGGUUUAUCCUGAUUUCCCUCUGGAUGCAAGUUUUGCUCAACAAGCCAAAGAAAUAGCCGAUGCAAUUGAAAAUAACCAAACAAGAAACACAGACUACCUCUCAGAGAAGCGGUCGGCAGCGAGUGACUACGCUCCACGACCCCGACUUGAAUCCUCCGUCGCCUACAACUGGGGACGGUCACCAACAAACUGA
Molecule: messenger RNA, 817 nt
Organism: Notothenia coriiceps (black rockcod)
Lineage: Eukaryota; Metazoa; Chordata; Actinopteri; Perciformes; Nototheniidae
Product: macrophage-expressed gene 1 protein
Exons: 3
Coding region: 149-817 (222 amino acids)
Biological process (GO): defense response to bacterium
Source: RefSeq, a predicted model, not a curated record